AUGACCAUACCCUCUGAUAUUCUCGCUGCGGAAGCAGCGGGGAGGAUUCCCUCCGAUGUGUCGCUGCAGUAUCUUGCUCAGUCUCGCGAUCAUUCGGCCAUUGUGGGAAUUUUGUUUUUGGUCUGUUUGACGGGCAGUUUGUUGAUUGUUCGACUUUAUGCACGGUUCUAUAUCGUGAAGAAAGUCGGCUUUGAUGAUGCCUUGGCCAUCUUGACAAUGAUGAUUUACAUCACUUUUGUUGUCCUAUCCGUCGUCCUUAUUGACCUUGGAAGUGGCCGCCAUAUCGAAUAUAUCCAAUAUGUCCUGUCUCUGGCCACCGUCCGCCAAACCGAAGUCCUCGACUUCGUCGCACAUGUUCUCUAUACAACAGCCCUGUUCUUUUGCCGACUCUCUGGUCUUGCCUUCUACUUCCGUCUCACGGCACGCACCGGCAAGCUCCACGUGGCCAUUCUAGCUGCCGCUCCAUUCCUCUUCGCCGCAUAUCUCCCGCAGCUUUUCCUUUUGAUCUUCCACUGCAGGCCUGUUACCGGCUUGUGGCCAUAUGCCUGGCAGAGCGAGCCCGUUGACUACAAAUGUUUGUCGUGGGGCUUAGUAUAUCCCGUCAACUCCGGCCUUUCCCUCGCCUGUGAUGUGAUGAUGUUCGUCAUUCCGGCCAUUCUCAUCAAGCAACUUCACGUCUCUCUGGAAAAGAAGAUCAAGCUCUCGUUCGUCAUGUUCCCUGGUGUAUUGGGCCAAUGGGCCUCUGACGGCAGCUGGGCCUACAACCCAAUGCUAUGCGUUGAGAACGCAGAAAUCGCAGGAACAAUGAUCGCCCUCUCCGUCCCCGCCUUGAAACCCGUCUUUGGAAAUCUUUUCUCCCACUUGACAGACUACACCUCCAGCCACACGCGGUCGCGGUCCGUAGGAAGACUGCGCAGUCAUUCAAAGCCAGUCAGCGGUAUGGGCUCGCAUACUCGCGAUGAUAAUCGCUUACUUAAAUGGUCCAAGCUUGGCCAUGAUGAUUAUGAAAUGAUGCCCUCUGAGGUCUCCGUGACCAGGGAUGCGAAUGGAUCGAUCAUUUCUUCUAGGCCUGGCAUCAAGGUGACGAAUGAGGUUAAUGUCACGAGAAUGGAUGGGAGGACCCCCUCGCCCGAGCAAUCGUCGCGCCCUUCGUCGCAGCAUACCUAG
Penicillium maclennaniae is the source of this 1167-nucleotide messenger RNA. RefSeq lists its product as uncharacterized. The coding region runs from base 1 to 1167 and encodes 388 amino acids. The transcript is spliced from 3 exons. The record is from RefSeq and is a predicted model, not a curated record. Lineage: Eukaryota; Fungi; Ascomycota; Eurotiomycetes; Eurotiales; Aspergillaceae.